AUGGCUAGUCCGAUUAGAUUCAAGUUGGAAUACCGCACAGUAUCUGUUCAUUUUUUGGAUCUCAAUAUUUUCAAAGUUGAUGAAGAGGGUACAACUCGGUUUGGUACCUCUCUUUACACUAAACCAACUGACUGCAAUUCCUUAUUGGAUGCGAGGAGUUUUCAUCCUCUGCAUCAAAAGAAGGGGAUUCUCACCUCCCAACUCACUCGUGUCAUUAGGAACAAUAGUGAGUUACCUAUGCUACAACAACAACUGGAAGAAAUGGAUGCGAAAUUAGUGGAGAGAGGCUAUACUAAAGAGAUGGUUAAGAAGGCACGGGAUGACCUCAUGGAUCCUACUAAGUUGGGAAUGAGGCAACGGACAACAAAGUCAGAUCCUGAACAGAUCAACAUGGUUACCACAUAUACACCAGAUUCUAGACACCUUACUGAGGCGGUCCGGAGACAUUGGCCAGUGUCUGUGUUUGACAUAGAUCUUUCUUUUACAGAACCGAAGGUCAUUAGCUGUGACUGGCACAGCUCUAUUAAUAAAGCAGCUCAUCGAACGCAUCUGUAUGACAGCAAUGAUGUAAUCCUAAGAAGAGGACAACCCUUUAUUGCUACACUAAAUUUUAAUAAAGCAUUGCAGCCAGGACAGAACAUUGUGUUCACCUGUGAAACAGGGCCAUCACCAGCAGAGGAAACAAAAACAAAAGCCAUAUUCCCAUUAUUUAGGGCUCAGGAUAAAAGUUCAUGGAGUGCAGUCCUGACAUCCAGUGCUUCUAACUCUCUUACUGUAAACAUUACAAGUCCUCCCAAUGCUGUGAUUGGACGUUAUAUUUUUAAAAUAGCAGUCUCUGCAAAUGAUUCAGACAAAAAGUCUACUCAACACCUUGGUGGAAUGUAUCUUCUCUUCAACCCUUGGUGCCAAGAGGAUGAUGUCUUUAUGGCAGAGGAAGACAAAAAACAAGAGUAUAUUUUGAGUGAAUUUGGAAUCCAGUAUAUAGGAAGUGACCAAGAGAUGUCUGUCAUAAAUUGGGACUUUAAUCAGUUUGAUAUCCAAAUGCUUGAAAUAUGCUUUGCAAUUCUGGAUCGCAGUCUAAAUUAUCAAAAAGACCCUGUUCUAGAUGUUUCCCAAAGGCAUGACCCUGUCUAUGUGUGCAGAGUCCUCACAGCUACGGUGAAUGGUAGAGAUGAGAAUGGUGUCCUAGUAGAAAACUGGAGUGGAAACUAUAAGGAUGGGGUCAGUCCAGCCACCUGGAAUGGCAGUGUUAAUAUCUUAAAACAAUGGUAUUUCACUGGAUUCAAACCUGUGAAAUAUGGGCAAUGCUGGGUUUUUGGAGGUGUGCUGUGCACAGUGCUCAGGUGCUUGGGAAUUCCAACAAGAGUAAUUACAAACUUUAACUCAGCCCAGGACAGAAAUGGAAACUUGUUCCUUGAUUCAUAUUACGAUAGCCAUGGAAACAGUACUGACACUGAGAAGGAUCUCAUAUGGAAUUUUCAUGUAUGGAAUGAAGCUUGGCUUGUUCGCAAAGAUCUUGGGCCAAAGUAUAAUGGCUGGCAAGCAAUGGAUGGAACACCACUAGAAACAAGUGAUGGAGUCUAUCGGUGUGGCCCUGCUCCUGUUGUUGCUAUUAAAGAAGGUGAUGUUGAUAUUAACUAUGAUGUACGCUUCAUGUUCGCCUCUGUGAAUGCUGACAUUGCAAAUUGGAUUGUCUACAGUGAUGGGUCUAAGAAAAGAAUAUCAAAUGACACCAAAUAUAUUGGCAAACUUAUUAGCACAAAAGCUGUUUUGAAAUUUGAAAGAGAGGAUGUCACAGAUUCCUACAAAUAUCCAGAAGGCUCUGAUAACGAAAGACAUGUUUUUGAGAAGGCUGUUAAUAAGCUUUAUGAAAGGCCUAUGGCAGACCUUGAAAAAAAUUUACUUAAUUUCCCAAGAAGAAUAUCGGAAAAGUCACCCCAGGGAACAAUACUUUCUGGAGAUUUUACAAUAACAAAUGUCCCUACAGUUGGCCAGGAUGUAAGUUUGAUUCUAAGAUUAAAAAACCUGAUAAAGAACCAAAUCAAGAUUACUGUGAAUCUGAAUUCAUCUUCUAUUUUGUACACUGGAAGACGUUGGCGUGCACUCUGGGCGGAUGCAAAGAUUAUUUCACUGGGUCCAGAGGAAGAAAAACAUAUAUCUAUCCCAGUAACCUAUGCCCAAUAUGGAAAAUAUCUGAGUGAAGAAAACAUGAUUCGUGUUACUGCUUUGUGUGAGGUAGAAGGUUCAGAGGAACGGAUUUUGCUGGAACGAGACAUCACCUUAGCGAAACCCCCAAUAAGCAUAAAGCUUCCGGAUGAGGCUGUUUUAAAGACAACAUUUGAUGCAGAGGUUACGAUUGUGAACACAUUAUCUGAGACACUAAAUGAGUGCUAUUUGGUGGUGGAAGGAAACGGUUUGAUAGAAAGAGUAUUUACAAAAGAACUGCCACCUUUGAAGCCUGGAGAUAAAUAUGAAUUACAUAUUGCAGUCACCCCUUUCAAGAAGGGCUUAAGAACAUUACUUGUGGCUUUCACAUGUGAUAAAAUACAAAAUGUUAAAGGAUCCCACAGAGUUAUGGUGAUUUAG
Molecule: messenger RNA, 2586 nt
Organism: Bombina bombina (fire-bellied toad)
Lineage: Eukaryota; Metazoa; Chordata; Amphibia; Anura; Bombinatoridae
Product: protein-glutamine gamma-glutamyltransferase E-like
Exons: 13
Coding region: 1-2586 (861 amino acids)
Biological process (GO): peptide cross-linking
Molecular function (GO): protein-glutamine gamma-glutamyltransferase activity
Source: RefSeq, a predicted model, not a curated record